AUGGCUCUUCUCCCUGCAAUUCGCACCAUCACCACCCAUUUUUUCAAACCUAAAACCCUAAACCCUUCCCUUUUACCACUCUUCGAAAAACCCACUAUUAAGAAUCUUUCCUCUCUCUCCAAACCCAAAACCCUCUCAAAGCCCCAUGCCUCUCCCAAUUCAGAACUUGUCAACAGUAAAGACCAGCGCUUUAUGGGUCUGAAAGGUACUAGUGACAAUUCUAGUUCUACUACUAUUGCAGCCAUUGUUACCUCCGUGGGUGGUCCACCUGCUGCCGUGGGGAUUGUCAGGUUAUCUGGUCCAUCCGCUGUCGACAUUGCUGCACGUGUGUUUAAACCAAUGAGAAAAAAAAAGAAAAAGAAGACCCAAUGUUUUUUUGUCUGGAAACCUACUAGUCAUGUUGUGGAUUACGGGGUGGUUUUGGAUCAUCAAGGGAAUGUAGUUGAUGAGGUUUUAGUUGUACCUAUGUUGGCUCCAAGAUCUUAUACUAGAGAAGACGUGGUUGAGCUUCAGUGUCAUGGGAACGAAGUCUGUCUUCGUCGUGUGCUGAGAGCUUGUUUAGAAGCUGGAGCCAGGCUUGCGGAACCAGGCGAGUUUACUCUACGUGCAUUUUUAAAUGGCCGCCUGGACCUUUCGCAAGCUGAAAAUGUUGGAAAGCUAAUAUCAUCCAAAUCCGUGGCUGCUGCAGAUGCAGCACUGGCUGGAAUCCAGGGAGGCUUUGCUUCUUUGGUAAAAUCAUUAAGAACGCUAUGCAUUGAGCUGCUUACUGAGAUUGAAGCUCGUUUAGACUUUGAUGAUGAGAUGGCACCACUAGAUUUUAAUUUAAUUAUGGAUAAAAUACAUGCCAUGUCAGAAAAUGUGGAGAAUGCACUCGAGACAGCCAAUUAUGACAAGCUUUUGCAAUCUGGAUUACAGAUAGCAAUUGUUGGCCGUCCUAAUGUUGGGAAGUCCAGCCUCCUUAAUGCAUGGAGUAAAAGUGAGCGGGCAAUAGUUACAGAAAUUGCUGGAACCACCCGUGACAUUGUUGAAGCCAGUAUUACAGUUGGUGGCAUCCCUGUGAUCCUUCUUGAUACUGCUGGGAUCAGGGUGACUGAUGAUGUCGUCGAGAAGAUUGGCGUAGAAAGAUCUGAAGCAGCUGCCAUGGGUGCUGAUGUCAUUGUUAUGACAGUUAGUGCUCUUGAUGGAUGGACUCCAGAAGAUACCGAACUUUUCAAUAGGAUUGUAUCUAAGAAGAAAGCAGUUGGCUCUUUAACACCCAUGAUCCUUGUAGUUAACAAAAUAGACUGCUCUCCAUCCUUGUGUUCAGAAUGGAUUGAUAGGGGUGGUGAUUCUUUCAGUAAGCAUGUAUUCACCUGUGCUAUUACUGGUCAAGGAAUCCAAGAUUUGGAGAUGGCAAUUUCAGAGAUCGUGGGUCUGAGCAGAAUUCCUGCAGGGGGACUCAAAUGGACUGUCAACCAGAGGCAAUGUGAGCAGCUUGUGCGGACCAAGGAAGCUCUUGUAAGGUUGAAGUCUUCAAUAGAGGAACAAUUGCCUUUGGACUUCUGGACUAUUGAUUUGAGGGAUGCUGCUUUGGCCCUCGGGCAGAUAAGUGGAGAAGACAUCUCUGAAGAGGUUUUGUCUAAUAUUUUUAGCAAAUUCUGUAUUGGCUUUGCGCAAAAUGUGUUUUACUAUCAAAGAGAACUGAUUGAGGAGGAGCUGAAGGAGAAAGAGAAGGGACGUAAAGCAAAGAAGGAGAAAGAAAGGAAGGAAGAGAAAAGACGUAAAGCUAAGGAGGAGGAGAAAGAUACGGAAGGAAGAGAAAAGUAA
Messenger RNA from Dovyalis caffra, 1806 nucleotides. The record is from the annotation of a GenBank genome assembly. NCBI's taxonomy places the organism in Eukaryota, Viridiplantae, Streptophyta, Magnoliopsida, Malpighiales, Salicaceae.